This is a messenger RNA of Hemibagrus wyckioides, 2205 nucleotides long. RefSeq names its product protein APCDD1-like. NCBI's taxonomy places the organism in Eukaryota, Metazoa, Chordata, Actinopteri, Siluriformes, Bagridae. Bases 433 to 1953 code for a protein of 506 amino acids. Gene Ontology annotation, molecular function: Wnt-protein binding. Gene Ontology annotation, cellular component: plasma membrane. The record is from RefSeq and is a predicted model, not a curated record. The transcript has 5 exons. Gene Ontology annotation, biological process: negative regulation of Wnt signaling pathway.
AAAGGCUUGAAUCAAUCUGGCAACCCUGAUGCUGCGGCGCGCGCGCCUGUGAUACUACUAGAUCCUCGCGCGCGUUCGAUUUAAACAGGCGCCGUUCUCCUGGCUGUGGAAACACCGACUCAUCCUCUGCUGCAUGCACUCAAACCUGGACUUUUUAUUUCUCUACAAGGAUUAAACUACUUUUUUUUUUAGUGGAGGGAAUGUGUAUGCGAAGUGAAGCUACUGUCCCGUGCGUGGACCGGGUGUUUAAUUUAACCCAGUUUUCAUGGUCAUUAUGAAUUUUUUAAACGAGGUGAAAUCUGUCGGGAGAAGUGCGCGUGCUUAAUAUCAAGUUCCUUGUACUGGAGAAAAGAGAUUUUCAUUUAUCGGAAACUUUGGGAGCUUUAUUGUUUUUGGUUUUUUUUUUUUUCUCGUAGAAGACAAGUUAGAAGGAUGUUUUUUUGCUACACGACGAGCACGACCAUCCUCUUCCUCCUCCUCCUCUUCCUCCUCGUGAGUGCUGGUUGGUGUGAAAAGUCGCCUCACAGGUUGGUGAAGUCCACACCAGUACAUCUGGACAAGAGUUACGGGAAGCUCUACAAACACAAUCAGUGCCAUUACAUGCUCAAACACCUUCAAGAUGGAGAGCAGAUCAGUGUGCAGAUGCCUCCUGAUAUUGCUGGACACUGGGUAUCUGAAAGCUGUGAGGUGAGACCCGGACCUGAAUUCCUCACUCGAUCUUACCACUUCUUCUCAAACCACACCUUCCAGGCCCUUCAGUUCUAUUACAGGGACAACCACUGCACAAAGCCAAGCUAUACGCUGCUCAUCGAAGGCAGUCUGCACCCCCGUCAGGCAUCAUGGCUUGUCCGCGGAGGCACGGAGACGGACUACCAGCUGAGUCGAGUGUUACUGGUUAGCUACAGCCUGCCAGUGACCAAAGAUCUCCAGGUAAAACUAGAGAUGUCCUGCGGUCUGACAGAGCACCUGCAGCCGGAUCUCAGCUAUGAGUUGUGGGUAGAGGGCUCUGAUCGUGACUGCACCCACGGCUUAGACUUCAGCAUGCAGGAGCUGCAGCUGUUACGCAUGGAGAGGCGCUUUCGUCCCAGCGAGACUGAGAGACAUGCGGAGGAGUUGUUUGUGGGGGACGUGCACACAGAGCGCACACAGAGGCGAAACCACAGGCCCACGGGCUACCAGCCCCCCCUGCAGAACAUCAAGACUUAUGAUAACAGCUGUAUCGCCUGCCAGAUCGUCUCUGUAGCAGAUUUAUAUCAUCCCCCAGUUCUGCCAUCUCGGACUGAUCACCCCCCGCGUCUCUACGGUAACUGGGUCAGCAAACGCUGUGAGGUCCGCCCAGGGGUGCUCUUCCUCACCCGUCAUUUUGUCUUCCACAAGGAUAGCAACAUCUGGGAGGGCCACUAUUACCACUACUCUGACCCAGUCUGCAGGCAUCCCACAUUCAGCAUCUCUGCUAAAGGACAGUACAGCCCAGGCGUUCCCUCCACUACAGUCAUGGGAGGCACUGAAUACACAUUCACAGUGACCCAGAUGAAGGUUACUCCAAUGGAUGUGGCCACUACCUCUCUCCUGAACGUCUUCAGUGGUGAUGAAUGUGGAAAACACGGCUCCUGGAAGCUGGGAGUCCAGCAGGACGUUACUCCGACAUCAGGCUGUGCCGCUCUAGGCAUCCGUCUGCCUCACACUGAAUACGAGCUUUUCUACAUGGGACAAGAUUCAGCUGGACACCGCCUCCUCUUUAAUGGACAGAGACCUACCAAUGGCUCAAGCCCUGACCAGCCUCACAAGCGUGCCACAUCCUACCAGCCUCCACUGAUCCACUGCAGCUCCGGACAGAAAAGUGUUGGAAAGGAGGGAGACCAUUAUUUCAGGCUUGGGAAUGGAUGCAAUACACAGCCCCAGUACCUGGUAUAUCCCCUCAUUUUGGUCCAGCUUGUCUUUUGUGUUAUCUAAGAUCAGCACACUCCAUUUCUGCUUAUCACAGGAAAAAAACUGAAGUGUGAAGAAACUGUCCUAUAUCCAGCUCACAGCUUCUUUAAUCCAUGGGAUUAAUUAUGUUAACUAGUUGUCAAUGAUGUCAGUUAGGAUGGUGGAACUGCUUCAGCAGCCUUUGUUUUUAAGUGUUGUUGAAAGAAUGUUCGUGCUACUUCUACCAUCUCAUGACCUGUACAUUUUACAAUAGCUAAAAGUCACCAAUACAUAUUU